This is a messenger RNA of Sitophilus oryzae (rice weevil), 2107 nucleotides long. Its product is annotated as heparan-alpha-glucosaminide N-acetyltransferase-like. The record is from RefSeq and is a predicted model, not a curated record. The transcript is spliced from 10 exons. The coding region runs from base 213 to 1907 and encodes 564 amino acids. NCBI's taxonomy places the organism in Eukaryota, Metazoa, Arthropoda, Insecta, Coleoptera, Curculionidae.
CACUUUUAUUAUUAUUUGUUAACAAAACCAUCAAAACAAAACCUAAGGGAAUGAGUAAUCACCUAUGGUAAUCACAGUCAAAACUAUUGAUAAUCACAGAUUGAUAAUUAAAAUGAUGAAAAAACUGAUCUAGAGUAAUAAUUGCUAAUAUCGAAGACUUUUCAACAAUAAUUGUGAUUUGUUAGGUUUCGAGUUGAACGAGAGGAGCAAAUAUGUUAUUUGAAAAUAAAAACAAAUGUCUUGAAAAAAUACUGAAUCUAGAUUAUGAUGAGGCAUGUUUGGACAUCUCCAAUCACCUUAAUCAAACUGUUCAAAUAAGGGGUCAAUAUGAAGAAUGCCACAAUUGCAAAUUUCAGAAUUUAACAAUAGUGCCACCUUUAUCUAAUAAUAUAUCUUUGUUAAUAAAUACCCGUUCCCCUUUACAAAUAUAUGGAGAUUUCAAUGAAUCUUGCAGGUACACAAAGCUGUUCUAUGAACAUUAUAGAUAUGGUUGGAAUAUUACUUCCACUUCAAAAUGUGAUUUAAUUUAUAUUAAGGAGCCAGCAGAUAAUUCUUAUUUGCCAAUUCUUAUGGCAUUCAUCAUACUGUUCAGUUUCGGAACAUUUUGGUAUAUGGUUAAAUGUAUUUAUAAGAAUAGUGGAAGGUUGAGACGAGUUUUAGCUUGGAGUACUGAACUUGAAGAGGAUCUGACAGGUUCAUCACCAUUAGUUAUCGAAAGACCUCCAUCAAUUAGAAAACAUCCACAUAGAAUCAAAUCUAUAGAUGUUUUUAGAGGUCUAUGCAUUAUUCUUAUGAUCUUUAUUAAUUAUGGUGGAGGUCAAUACUGGUUCUUCAAGCAUUCAGUUUGGAAUGGUUUAACUAUUGCUGAUCUAGUUUUUCCUUGGUUUAUGUGGAUUAUGGGACUCUCUUUAACAAUCUCGUUACAAAAUAAAUUAAGAAGGGCAGUUCCCAGACGUACAUUAGUUUUCCAAGUAAUUAGGAGGACUCUUCUUCUCAUAUUCUUGGGAAUAGUAAUUAAUUCAAGCAAACACAAUCUAACUAUUGCAAAAUUGAGAUUACCUGGUGUCUUACAAAGAAUCGGAGUAACUUACCUAAUUGUAGGAAUGCUAGAAAUUAUAUUUACUAAGAGAAUCGAAAUUGAUAGUAUUUCAUGUGUUUAUGAUAUAACUCAAGCCUGGCCUCAGUGGCUGUUUGUAUCAAUGUUGGUAGCAAUUCAUACUUGUAUUACCUUCUUAGUAAAUGUACCAGGUUGUGGAAAAGGAUAUUUAGGGCCUGGAGGAUUAGAUGAUGGUGGAAGUUACUUCAAUUGUACUGGAGGUGCUGCUGGUUAUAUUGAUAGACAAGUAUUUGGUGAGCACAUGUAUAAACAUCCUGCAUGCCAAAGAGUGUAUGAAAACAACGUGUAUUUUGAUCCUGAAGGCAUCUUAGGAACAUUAACAGCUGUUCUAACAGUGUAUUUAGGAGUGCAGGCUGGCAGAACCUUGAAUACCUAUCAAAACGUUAAAGCAAAAAGUAUCAGAUGGAUUGUAUGGGGAUGUGUCACAGGUUUAUUGGGAGGCGCACUAAGUACAUUUUCUAUGAAUAACGGACCCAUACCCGUUAAUAAACAAUUGUGGUCCCUUUCGUUUGUCCUAGUUACUGGUGGAAUGGCAUUCGUUAUUCUAGCUUUUCUGUUUAUCAUAGUGGACAUCUUGAGAAAAUGGGGUGGUAGACCAUUCUUUUACCCCGGCAUGAACGCCAUCUUUCUCUAUGUAGGUCACGAGUUGCUCAGAAACACUUUCCCGUUUGGAUGGAUCCCCACAGCUCAAACCCAUGCAGCAUAUUUGUUUAUGAACUUAUGGGGUACCGGCUUAUGGGUGGCUAUAUCUAUUUAUCUGUAUAAGCAUGACACUUUCUUUACAAUUUGAGUAAUAAUAAUAAUAACAGUUACGUAUUUGUUAAAGUUACUAAUAGUAUAUAUAUAAUUUGAGUUGAAUAGAUUAAGUAUUUCGAAUAGUGUAUAGUGUAUUUGAUAAAUACCAUUGUUUAUUAAUAUUGCAAUUAUAUACUAAUACUCCAUUUAGUGAACUUUUGACUGAACUUGUUUAAAUAUAAAAUUUUAAUAUUG